CCAUCCCUCCCCUUCGCCUCGCCUCGCCUCUCCCCACCCGCCGCUAAACCCACUGCCCCACGCCACCACCCACCUCGCCGCCGACGAAGAGCAAGGAGGCGACGAGCGAGCCUACGAACGGAGACGAUGAAGGUGGUGCGGAACCUCGACCUGGAGCGGUACAUGGGGCGGUGGUACGAGAUCGCGUGCUUCCCGUCGCGGUUCCAGCCCAAGGACGGCACCAACACGCGGGCCACCUACACGCUGGCGGCCGACGGCGCCGUGAAGGUGCUGAACGAGACGUGGACCGACGGUCGCCGCGGCCACAUCGAGGGGACGGCGUACCGCGCCGACCCGGCCAGCGACGAGGCCAAGCUCAAGGUCAAGUUCUACGUGCCCCCGUUCCUCCCCAUCUUCCCCGUCACCGGCGACUACUGGGUGCUCCACGUCGACGACGCCUACCAGUACGCGCUCGUCGGCCAGCCCUCGCUCAACUACCUCUGGAUCUUGUGCAGGCAGCCGCAUAUGGACGAGGACGUGUACAACCAGCUGGUGGAGAGGGCCAAGGAGGAGGGGUACGACGUGAGCAGGCUCCGGAAGACGGCGCACCCUGACCCGCCGCCGGAGAGCGAGCAGACCACCGGCGACCGCGGGGUGUGGUGGAUCAAGUCCCUCUUUGGCCGGUAGAGGCAACCGCGCCAGCGAAUCCAUCAAGCUCGCCGCCGUCCAGGGCUUGAUGCCACCUCGCUUGUACAUUACUUGUUUCAGUUCAAGCCGUCAAGCUUGUAGUUUGUUCGUCGCCGCUGUCAAUGCCUGUUCGUUGCUCGGAUGUUCGUUAUUGUGAUGAACUUUGGAUAUCUGCAAAGGCUCUAUCGUGUUUCUAAAUAAAAUAAGGAUGAACUGUACUACCAUGCACGACGAGCUAGGUAAUUAACACAGUCUCUCUUUCCGUU
Messenger RNA from Oryza brachyantha (malo sina), 932 nucleotides. Its product is annotated as temperature-induced lipocalin-1. The coding region runs from base 127 to 666 and encodes 179 amino acids. The record is from RefSeq and is a predicted model, not a curated record. NCBI's taxonomy places the organism in Eukaryota, Viridiplantae, Streptophyta, Magnoliopsida, Poales, Poaceae. The transcript has 2 exons.